Messenger RNA from Malaya genurostris, 1996 nucleotides. RefSeq lists its product as uncharacterized. Gene Ontology annotation, molecular function: protein binding. The record is from RefSeq and is a predicted model, not a curated record. Bases 203 to 1876 code for a protein of 557 amino acids. The transcript has 3 exons. Lineage: Eukaryota; Metazoa; Arthropoda; Insecta; Diptera; Culicidae.
CACAUUACGAGUUACUGAGGGGUAGUUAAAUUUGCAAUACAGUUUUGCAAAGCGAGUGGCAGGUUGUGUCGUCGGUACAGUUAUGCGUAGAACGGUAGUACAGAUUAUGUUCGCUUUUUAAACUAGUGACGCGUAUCGAACAACAAUCGCAGCAACCACUUUCACAAACCGCACCAAACGUCAAAACCACAACACAUCGAAAAUGUCCCACUUGGAGCUUUCCUGGCCGGAAAAUGUGCAGCACAUGAUUUUUCGUGAGCUGGGAAGUCACUACAUCCGGCAGGGCCAGUACCGGGCGGCUGUCGGUAACUUAGGUAAAGCCGUGACGGCCAAUCCGGAAGCGAUCGAUUGUCACUUUCGCAAAAGUUUGGCUCACUUCCAAAAUUCCGACUUGACGGAUGCUCUCGCCAGUGUUCGCCGAGGGCUUGCCGUCGUACGGGAAGAGUCGGAUCCCCGAGGAGAGGAUUUUCCCUGUUCACUACAGGAAUGUCGGGCACUGUUCGAACUGGAUCAAUUCGAGGAGCACGUGAAAGUGGCUUCCAACCGGAAACGUCACUUCGUCGGGCACAGACUGAAGGAUAUGGAAGAUGAGAUUCAGCUGGGAGUUCGAAACUACGAGAAUAUCUUGGGUGAUCGUGCGGGACCUUGCUUGUAUCGACAGCGUCAUCGGUUUAAGAGGAUCGCGGGUGAACGUAAACUAGGCGAGCAGGAUAAUGCGAAACCCGCGUGGAAGGUGAAACGAGAUCGUGGUGAGUGCGACGUUAUGAGUGUGCUCGAGUUGGUCAUCAAACAUCCUCACAUUAGAGAAAAGAAACGCCAGGAAAAAAAUCUUAAAAUGUUAGGUCAAGUUUACUUGAACCGUGGGUGGAAGGAUUUGAUGUUUUUAAAUUCGCUGCGCAAAGAUGGAGCCUGGGAGAAGGUCGUCAAUUUAGCCGAGGCGAAGGAGAGUUCCAAGGUUUUAUCGGACACGGUCGAAAAGUGCUUCAAACGAGUGGAUGCGGCUGUGAUGAGCUUACAAUCGAGAACUCCAUUUGCUACUUAUCGCUCGAACAGGUUUGGUACAAUGGAGAAGGCUGAUUCCUACACGAUGGGUAACAUUUUGAAACAUCGCUACACAACCUACCGAGAGGCAAACAAUCAAUUGAAACGUAUGCGAGAGCUAAGGAAACGAGGUCAGAUGAUCGAUUUGUUGGAGUACAUUGGAGAUACACUUUGGAACUACUAUCAGAUCAAAACUGUUCGCGUAUUUCCCGACCGCUACAAGUUUAUCAAUGAAGUUUGUAAUCUGGCCGGGCUAGCCAUUGUGGACAGCUUCCAGAUUCCUCCAACCUUGAUGGAUGAACCAUUGAAGGAUAGACUACUGAUACUGUUUAAUUUACCGCUGAUCAAAGAAGACGAUGAAGUGGUUAUCCCGAUUUUUGGUGACAAAUCUACCUACCGGGAUCCGGCUGCUCCCGACUACGGUUACAUAGCUUAUAAGAAUCGCAUAACGCGUCUGGAAAAACGAGUUCCUUACUCCGGUUACUCCAUCGAGAGGGCUUUUCUCUACCACGAAAUGUGUCGACAUCAUCUGGCAGCCAGCAAACUGGACGAAACACGUAUCAUUGCACGUCGGGUGAUCGACGAGGCGACCCAGAGUGGAAGUAAUCUGUGGAAAUUUCUUGGUGUUUUGGCUCUGGUGCGGGCCGAUUGCCUACAGAUGAAUUUGGAAAAGCUGACCGAUUCUUUGGCAGCAACUAGAGAACCUUUGGCGGCCCUAGCGGAUGAGCGACUCAAUCACCUAAUUUACGUGGCCACAAUUUUCAAUAAACAGUUGAUGGCCGAGAAAAUGGAUAAAAGGCCCUCCGUAGAAAUUGCACGCGUGAAGCUCAGUUGAUGUUACGAAGCUCUAAAUUAUUGGAAGUCUGUGAAGCUGAUUCCAAAUUAUGUGACUACCGGUGGUAUAAAUUUUAAAUAAAUGAAACAAAAACAAUCAAUGCCCCUUGUUAUCCUAGAC